Haliotis rufescens (red abalone) is the source of this 4304-nucleotide messenger RNA. RefSeq lists its product as uncharacterized. The transcript has a single exon. Gene Ontology annotation, molecular function: hydrolase activity, acting on ester bonds. The record is from RefSeq and is a predicted model, not a curated record. NCBI's taxonomy places the organism in Eukaryota, Metazoa, Mollusca, Gastropoda, Lepetellida, Haliotidae. Bases 1 to 2154 code for a protein of 717 amino acids.
AUGGUAUUCCAAAGACGAGGACGCUCCAGCGAACGCCAUGGAGCCAGGAGCAGGGAUGCAUCGACUUCCUACUGGGCUGGAGACUUAUUAUCUAUGUCUUCGGGCUCCCAGACCAGCCUAGGAGCUCCAACAUCUCCCGGAAGAAGAUCCCCUGCCCCUCAUCAUGAACGAUCAAUGUCGGAUCAACCAGAGGUAUCCCUGGGACAUGUACCAGACCUAUCCCAGACAUCCAAGGAUAGUGGAUACCAGCUCCAGGCCGCACACUCCAGGAAAAGAAGCCCUGAGGAUCACAUCAAAUCAUCCAGGAAGCGAGCCUGUCAGAGCCCGGAUAGACGGCAGGUGGCCUCUGUCGUCUAUCUUCCUGUUGCCAGCCGGGAGCGAAAAGUCCAACCACGCCCGUCUUACCGACAAUCACGCCGGCAAUCACCCAGGCGAUCACCCCGUCGUCAGGUGUCUGUGUACUACAACACUGCAAGACACAGGCAGCACUCCUCCCCUGUAAGACGAGCCGCUCCCAGAAAGGAACGGCGCUCUUCACCCCGGCGACAUGUCUCUCCAAGACGGGAACGACGACCUUCGCCCCAUAGACAUAUCCCAAGACGGGAAGUUCCCAGGCAGGAGCGACAUGUCUCCCCCAGAUGGGAUCGACGCCCUAUGUCAAGGAGGCAAGCCCCAGAGCCACGGCACCAGGCUUCUCCCUCACGACAGGUCAGGUCAAUCAACCAAGGGCUGAGCGUCUCUGUCAUUAACAAGGCCGCCCCGAAAAUAGCAGCUCGAUUCCAGAGUAGUCAUCCCCACGGAAUGGGAUCGAGCUGUCCAAUACGGACGUGCGGUAAAAGAACCAGGACGCUGCGCCACCAUGCCUACGGAGCUCACCUCUCCCCCUGUUUCCGUGACUCCGUACCAGCGUCACAAGAAACGGCAAUUGACAUGAUAUCGGCCAUAGAAGACCUUGCCCGGCAGAUCUUGGGAGCAGGAGCUACCUGGACGGAAUUACACCAGUUCGUCCUAAGGAAUAGCCUUGUUCCCAAAGACAUACCCCUAAGAGGAAGCUGCUACGGGCAUAUAAAAGAGUUGUGUAACAUCAAAGGAUGGCUGUUACCAUUGGAUUCUGUCAACCUGUCGCCGGAUAGCCCUGCCUGCCUAAUACAUUGGAGGAUCUUGGUAGCCCUUCUGGAUGUCACCUCGGAUGGAGUCCGAAACCAUUUCAGGAACUUCGGGAACCUUCUGCCACUGCCAGGACCAUCGCCAUCUGUGCAAGCCACGCAAACAGCAGAGCUUCCCGGAACGUCCACUCGACCAACUCCAUCCUCAGCGCCGCCGAAUCCAGAGAGACUUCCCAGGGGUUUUGACACCCAUUUCCGCUCCAAUAGGAUGCGCAGCAGGCUCCAUCUGGACGCUGCCACACCCCUGGAAGAGGUCCUGGACAAGGCCGGCCAGCCAAAAGAGGUAACCAUCAACCUUCAGAAGGCGCUACAGAUCUUUUGCGACCCACCAACCUGGCCCCAACAACCAACUUUCCAUCAGUGUUGGAAGACAGCUGUCGGUUUCCACCAAAAUAAUGUGCAGGCCAUGGACCCCGACCAACUAGACAAGUUAAGGCACCUGCUAUCAUCCCAGGAUGUAAUCGCCUUCGGGGAAAUUGGCCUGGACUUCACUGUGGGAAACUGGGAACGGCAAGGGCAAGUCCUAGGGCAGCUCUUCAAGCUGGCACCAUCAACCAAGCCAAUCAUCCUCCACCUCAGGGGCACAACCGCAGACACUUAUCAACAGGCUCCACUACAGGAAUGCCUACAAAUUGCCAAGGCUGCUGGAGUACCGUCCACCCAGAGAUUCCAUCUCCAUUGUUUCUCUGGGUCAUUUAAAGAAGUGGCACUGUGGACCAAGCACUUCCCUGAGACGUGGUUUGGAUACAACGGGAUGGUGGCCAGCUUUGAUGACCAACAACUAUCAGCGUUGCGGUUCCUUAAUGCCAAGUGCUUCCUUUUGGAGACUGAUGCCCCAUAUCUGUGGCCUCGCCCAGGUCGCCGAGGAGUUAACAGCCCAAGACUACUGGGUGAAGUUGCAGCUAUGGUGGCCGCUGCCCGACAGAGUACCACCGCCAACAUCCUGGAGCGUGCUUAUGUCAACGCAAGGCAGCUGUACAGAGUAUAAUUAUUCACGCCAGGUGAAUGGGAUUUCUGAAUCUGACUUGGUCAGGACUGGAACUGAGUCCACCGAUCCGGUCUAGAUUCUAGGAUUCUCAUAGAAACAUUGUCCUAAUCUUACUUGGUCAGGACUGGAACUGAGUCCACCGAUCCGGUCUAGAUUCUAGGAUUCUCAUAGAAACAAUGUCCUAAUCUGACUUGGUCAGGACUGGAACUGAGUCCGACGAUCCGGUCUAGAUUCUUGGAUUCUCUUAGCAGCUUUGUCGUCUAUUUAAGUUACGUGAACCAACUCGGUUGCCACCAAACAAUCUGGUUGGGGAUUUUCUUAUUUAAGGCGUAUAACUAUGAGUUACGCGAACUGUCUCGGUUGAUAGCACAAAACUACUGCCCAACCCUGCAGGGAUUUUCUCAUGUUUUGGCAAGGUCACCUGUUAGAUCCUCCAUGUCCUCCUGAGACCACAAGGGGGGGCAAGUCCAGAAAAGAGGGAGGAAUGUAGUGAUUGGUGCUUCCACACUCGUACAUUGGGUUACAUCGGAUUGGCCACCCGAUGUUACUCGUAUGUUUCCGGGUGUGAUCGAGGCACGUGAUCAACUUACCCACCAAAUCUGACAGGUGACAAUCGACAGAUUGAGACUAGACAGCCGACCGAACGGACGAAAACCACAGAAGCUAAUACGAUCUCGAUCUCCCAUUCACCAAGCUUACGCUGUAAGGUAAGCGCCUUUCCCUAUCACUAGGCUUUCACAACAUUAGCAGCAAGAGCACUUACGGGGUUAUUGGGUGAUCAGAUUCGCUGACUUCCUGGAUGCAUAUCAUCGUAUCCUAAUUGCGUGGAUCGAUGCUCAUGAUGUUGUUACGAGUGGAAGUGGAACGAAGGGAUACACUCCAAAUCCAUUCGCACAAUGAAAGGAUCGCACAACAAUUAAGACAGAUAUUUAUUAACAAUGCAUGAUAGAUCACCAAUACAGCUGAGUUUAGUAUGGGAGAAUUAGGCUUGGGCUACCAUGUACAAAUAAUAUCACCAUCAAAGGGCUACAGCAAAUUGUAUACUUAUAUAGUCACCCUGAUUUCCAUGUUUGAUUGUUCACUCCACUCCUUGGUCCACGAAAACACAUAUAUCCAUAGUUGCACAUAAGCUCACACUGCAAGUUUUCCAAGGCACACGUUUGCAAAUAUCAGCAUGAUUUCUAGUUCAGUUUCACCAGCCCCGACAUGGGAUACAAUCUCUCACACAGUGUUCUGAACUUUAACAUUAAAAAUGAGGAGGUUAAAAUACAGGUCUGGCCAACACCCAAGAAGCAGAAAAACUACUAUUUUUUAAUCACCCCAACCUUAUACUAUAAUGCUGAUUAGCUACAAGCUUCACUUGUUACAUAAUUACUUAACCCGCUCAGGCAGCCAGCUCCCCAGGUGUAGUAUUCAAGCAAAGUUACACAACCCAAGCCUUCUUGUUUCAAUUCAAGUCUAAAUGCAUCUGAUAUACUAACAAACAUAUAAAAGCAUACACCCAUACACAUAACAAUGUCAAUCACUGGAUUGUCUGGUCUAUACAUGAUAAUUUACAGACCGCCGUCAUAUAGCUGAAAAAAUAUAUUGCUGAGUGCGGCGCUAUACAACAAAUAGACAGACAUAAUAUAAUAGUACUGACCCAUUACGGAUCCGAUUGUCUUAUCUUACCGUUUUGAUUCGCUUUCGUGGCAUUAUAAUUAAGAAAAAUCAAUUCGAACUUUUUCCGCACUUUUAUAAAUGUUUUACAGAAAAAGUUGUUUCUAAAGUCAACUCUGUACACGGAUCUUUCAGAAAUAACACGACAGGAAUGGCGAAAACCAGUCGGUGGCACAACGACAUUCAUGUCGCUCUUUUUAGCAUAACGUUAGUGUUUUCAAAUGUUUCAUUUCUUUGUCAAAUGUUUAAAUAAUUUGAACUUUUUGUGUGAAAAGUAAUAAUGACACAAUACUACACAUUACUGAACCGGCGCCGAAAGAAAAGAAGAAAAUUAUAAACGAAUAAGAUGUGUCUUGAUCUGUAUUAUUACUGUAGCAUAUAAACAAUCGUGUGUGUAAUAUGGCGUGUUUGUGUUGUGUUUAUCUUAAUCCUCUAUAAGCUUCCCGUUUAAUUAAUAUAUUUGUAGCAAAUGUCGAUGCCAACAGCAACCC